AACUACUUGACGUAUUUUUUAAUUUCAAAGUGUCAUUAAAACUAAGUCCUUCUAUUUCUGUUUUGAAGUUAACACAAAUGGCCAGUCAUGAGUGAAAUGUACCAGGAGCAGCAUCCGUUGUUGUGCGAUGACUUUUCUGACGACGACUUCAACUGUCAAAGCUACAGUCCUAGGGCUAAUAUACGCAUGCGCCCUCUCGUAUAUAGCGGCCGCGCCAAGUCUCAGAUGAAAGGGGCCGUUACGGUUAUGACCAGAUGGCCAGAGCAUAUGUGGUCGACACUAAAGUACUGGUGGAUGGGCAUCGCCAUGUUCGGUAUCAUAGUUUUAAUUGUUUACAACAGCGUCGUUGCCUUCUCCAUGCUUUCACUCACGUACACUAAAAUAGGAGAACCGAGACUACCCUAUAAAGCUUUCGAGAAUACUGUUAAAGACGAUACCAAACUAAAUGUAUAUAUGCACAUUUUUGCUAACAAAUAUGAAGAAAUUAAUUUAAAUACAAUAUUACCGUAUGUUGAAAUAAUGUCUAAAAAAUAUCAAACAUUGAAAUUUCACCUUUUAGCCGUUAUAAAUUAUACAUAUAAAGAAAGCGAUGGUAUGAAUGAUCAAAGUAGAAAUGACUUAGCCCUUGAAUCGUUAUGGCAAGAUGAAUCCUUUGAUAUUAACCGUAAAGUAGUUCAAAAUAAUCUUUUUUUAACUUAUGUUUCACUAAGUAAGUACACGAGCAAUCCAAUUAUGCCAAAACUUAAUAAAAAUCUGUCACAAGAUUUUACGGAAUUUUUAGUAAGGGCACUGUCUAUUUGGGAGAAAGGUGGAGUUGCUUUCGAUCCAAUUAUACUUACACCACAAACACCUAAUACAAUUUACUUGGAUCAGAUACAAAAUAUACUAAAUAAGUACAAAUUGUAUGAUAACAAAAAAUCAGAAAGUAAAAUAAAGGUAAAUAAUCAUCAAGGAUUACAUACUAAAAAGAAAGUAAAUAAUAUUCGCGAUAUAAUAGAAGCUUUGGAAGCAGAAGAGAAAUCUUACAAUACUACUCAAUAUAAUUUAUUAGAAGAAGAAAAUAGAGUCAACUUAGUCUCCGACAAAUCUUUUGUAAGAAAUGAAAAUAUAUCCGAUCCUCUGCUCUUAUUACAAACCGUACACGAAAUUCCUAACAAAAAAAUGAAACCAAUCCAACAAAACAAAGCCAGUGAUCGCUUCAAAAAAGAAAUUGGUGGGCAUCAUCAACAUCAAUUACAAAUGGAAUCUAAAAUUAACUUAAACAAUGAUACACGACCAAGUCUUCUCCCAUUGUUUUUAGAAUUUUUAUUUCCUAAAAGAGAUAUCUUCAUAUCUGACGAUAUAAGAACGAGAAGAGAGAAACAAAACGAUAAGAGCAAUGGUUCAAAAAAUGAACUUGAAUCUGUUUAUCAGCCAUCCGAUGAAAACGAUAUUCAUGUAGCUAUUGAAAAUGGAAACAAACAACAGGAUUUAAUUUCUAAUUAUCACACAGAGAACUGUGAACAUGACACAAAUACUCACUUGACAAUUGAUUUAAAGGGAAAUGUUAUAGCUUCAAACACCCCUUGCCACGCGUUUGUUGCGACUUUACUUAAAAACGCAGCUGAUCAUAGCGAAGGAGAAACAGUUUCUGAAUAUAUUAUUGCACAACUAACUAUAUUUUGUAAAGGAGUUCUUUUUUCCUCGUGUAAGGGUAUCGAUGUAAUUUUAUAA
Molecule: messenger RNA, 1713 nt
Organism: Papilio machaon (common yellow swallowtail)
Lineage: Eukaryota; Metazoa; Arthropoda; Insecta; Lepidoptera; Papilionidae
Exons: 3
Coding region: 88-1713 (541 amino acids)
Source: RefSeq, a predicted model, not a curated record